GGUCCCUCCCGUCUUGCUCCAGCCCUGAGGCGGGUGCCCAGGGGAUGGGCAGCACCCUGCCGGCUGUGGCGGAGGAACUUCUGAGGGAGAUCAAAAGGGUUUUUCAGGAGACGGCGCACGUCCCUGAUGACCUACUGCUGGGUGUAAUUGUCAGGUCAGCUUUAUAACCCUUGCAUUGACUGAAGCUCGUGAAUAUGUCAGCAAAACAUAAGAAACCUCCUAAGAGAUCCAGGUUCUUCAGCUUCUGCAGUCCUCACUGAUUGAUGAUGAAGCCAGGAGAGGCGAUUACCAGGAACCCUUCAGGCCUUGAUGGCUUUGUGUCUAAAGUUACCUAAUGCAACACUUGUGAAAGGCAUGCUUGCUGACUCCUUCUUCUGGACCACAAUGGCCUUUGAAGGGCUGAAGUUCGUAUUUGGCCCAUCUGCUGUCCCAGCCUUGGAUUUGGUGGAUCACCGUUCUGUCACCCGAGUCGUGUCCCCCAGUGGAAGGACAGCAUACCAGGUUCUUGGGACCUCGGGUAAACUCUACACCUGCUACAGCUCCUGCCACUUCUGUACAUGUCCUGCUUUUGGUUUUACUGUAUUGCAGAAGAGCGAGAGCCUUCUGUGCAAACAUAUACUUGCUGUCUACCUCAGCCAGGCCAUGGGAUCCUGUCAGGAGCUAACAGUCUCUGAGGAGCAGCUCACAAACAUCUUACUGGCUGACGAAGAGGACGAAGGAUGAAGGACUUGGAUCACAUGCAGAUGUGCUUUCUGUGUACCCUCCUGGCUGCAUAGCCAGCAUGUCUAUGAGGCUGCCAUUGCAGCUGCUAGGUUUCUUCCUGUGCUGUAGCCAAAUGUGGCAUUAAUUAGCAGCUUUGCACUGAUUAAUUAAUUAAUAAAUGUUAAGAAGCCUG
This is a messenger RNA of Cygnus olor (mute swan), 895 nucleotides long. It is a transcript of the gene ZSWIM7, whose product is annotated as zinc finger SWIM-type containing 7. Gene Ontology annotation, cellular component: Shu complex. The transcript has 7 exons. Gene Ontology annotation, biological process: double-strand break repair via homologous recombination. Bases 310 to 723 code for a protein of 137 amino acids. The record is from RefSeq and is a predicted model, not a curated record. Lineage: Eukaryota; Metazoa; Chordata; Aves; Anseriformes; Anatidae. Gene Ontology annotation, molecular function: zinc ion binding.